AUGAAAGUCGAAGCAUAUUUAAUAUAUUUGCUACACGGCAUGGUGUCAUGCUUGCGACGAGGCCCACAUCACCCUCAUGGACAAAUACCCGUGGAUCAAAAACACCAUCACUACCAACCUCGAUCGGCUGAAUCUUUAACUAGUGACAAUAAAUUAUUACAUGACACAAAGCAUUUGGAAGAAGACUCCAAAGUACUGACUCCGGAGGCUUUAGCUAAAAUGACGCCAGAAGAACUUGAAUUCCAUUAUUUUUCUGCUCAUGAUUACGACAAAAAUUCCAAAUUGGAUGGAUUAGAAAUGUUAAAGGCAGUAUAUCACACUAUUGAACAUGCACCUUUAGAUCCAGACGAAGAUGAUCCUAUAGAACCCGAAGCAGUACGAAUGGAUCUCUAUAUUUCGUUAGUAGAUAGGACCUUGAAUUCCGACGAUACAGACGGAGAUGGAUACAUAUCGUAUACGGAGUAUCGAGCUGCUCGCCUUAACAGUACGGGAGAGAGGACACCAAGAGUCGUCGCUGGCAAUUCGCCUUCA
This is a messenger RNA of Brenthis ino (lesser marbled fritillary), 531 nucleotides long. The record is from the annotation of a GenBank genome assembly. NCBI's taxonomy places the organism in Eukaryota, Metazoa, Arthropoda, Insecta, Lepidoptera, Nymphalidae.